Messenger RNA from Rosa rugosa (rugosa rose), 1188 nucleotides. RefSeq names its product expansin-A8. The transcript has 3 exons. Gene Ontology annotation, biological process: plant-type cell wall organization. The record is from RefSeq and is a predicted model, not a curated record. Gene Ontology annotation, cellular component: extracellular region. Bases 88 to 849 code for a protein of 253 amino acids. NCBI's taxonomy places the organism in Eukaryota, Viridiplantae, Streptophyta, Magnoliopsida, Rosales, Rosaceae.
CUAUAUCACUCAAGUGUUUGAGCAGUCAAUACUCAAUAGUACUUUCCACCUUCUUCUUCUUCUAGCUCUCACUUUCUCUCUCACAAAAUGGCUUUUACUUCAUGCUUAGCUUUUACUCUUCUGGUCUGUGUCCUCAACCUCUGCAUCAGAGGCACCUAUGGCGACUAUGGAGGCGGUUGGGUUGGUGGCCAUGCCACUUUCUAUGGAGGUGGUGAUGCAUCUGGCACAAUGGGAGGUGCUUGUGGAUAUGGAAACUUGUACAGCCAAGGGUAUGGAACCAACACUGCAGCACUGAGCACAGCUCUGUUCAACGAUGGCUUGAGCUGCGGGUCUUGUUACGAAAUGCGAUGUGACAAUGACCCUAAAUGGUGCCUUCCCGGAAGCAUCAUCGUCACCGCCACCAACUUCUGCCCUCCCAACUUGGCUCAGUCCAAUGACAAUGGUGGCUGGUGCAACCCUCCCCUCCAGCACUUCGAUUUGGCUGAGCCGGCUUUCUUGCAAAUCGCUCAGUACCGGGCUGGAAUCGUCCCCGUCUCAUUCAGAAGGGUUGCUUGUGUGAAAAAGGGAGGAAUCAGAUUCACAAUCAAUGGCCACUCCUACUUCAACUUGGUUUUGAUCACAAACGUUGGAGGAGCAGGAGAUGUGCACUCGGUUUCGAUCAAGGGCUCAAAGACUGGUUGGCAAUCCAUGUCAAGGAACUGGGGCCAGAACUGGCAGAGCAACAACUACCUCAAUGGACAAACCCUUUCUUUCCAGGUCACAACCAGUGACGGUAGGACUAUGACCAGCAACAACGUUGCCCCUGGUAACUGGCAGUUCGGUCAAACAUUUUCGGGCAGUCAAUUCUAGACUUUUACCAAGUUACCAUUUGAGGUCUCUGGUGAAAACUGGUGACUGUAUAUGUAAUAUUGUGAUUGAAAAGAGGAGGGUGAGAUUUGUGGGGUAGAUUAGGGAGAGGCAACGCCACGUGGGCGUCUAUUGCUGAGGUGGCUCAUUAACACCCGCUUGCUAGGCCUAUAUAGAUAAUGAUAUAAAUUUAUAUAGUGGAAAUUGUGAGUUUAUGGUUUUUCUAGAAACAGCAAUUUUCCAUGUGAUGAUUGAUAAGUAUCUUUGAAGGUUUGUAAAACCAGUUUGGGCAGCUACUUUGUUCUGUCGCCUUAAUCAAAUACUUGAUUGAUUUCUCAGUAA